This is a messenger RNA of Trachymyrmex cornetzi, 1763 nucleotides long. RefSeq lists its product as uncharacterized. Gene Ontology annotation, molecular function: 2-oxoglutarate-dependent dioxygenase activity. The record is from RefSeq and is a predicted model, not a curated record. The coding region runs from base 738 to 1709 and encodes 323 amino acids. The transcript has 2 exons. NCBI's taxonomy places the organism in Eukaryota, Metazoa, Arthropoda, Insecta, Hymenoptera, Formicidae.
AGGAGAAUCCCCACCAAGUAGGACGAGAGAUGAAAGUUUCCGCGUCGUAUAAUCGAUAACAGCUCUGCAGCUCUCACAGUACGCGUAUGUAACUCAAGGACGAGAAAGAUGUUGCGUGCACAAACAUGUAAAUAUGGACUAUAUUAUUUAUCGUUUGUAUUAUUUGUAUUUUAAACCGGUGAUUUGCACAAAGAUCGCUGUACCGGACUAUCGUGAGAAAUGACAGCGAAAUAUUUUUUUGUGUGGAAUCUUAAAUUUAUAAUUCAGAUCUUCUGUAAUCUUUUCUGGCAAUGUAAACAACAAAGCCACAUCAAGGUUUAAAUAAAGCAAAUGAUUCAUAUACUGUACAAAUAUGCGGCGAUGAUAAUCAAUGUAAGUAUCAGCGCGCAAUGUUGGCACUACAUUAUAAGAGAGUAUUGAAACGGAAUACAAGAGUGGCAGCGCUAUAUUACAGUAAUUAUCAUCAUAAUAAUUGAUAUUCAUACAUUGUCAAGACCAAUUGAAACGCACGUUAUUACACCGCAUGGUACAAGAGUGAGUGGAAUAUUGAAAAUAUGAAUUAUAUUCCGUAUUCUACAUAUAUCAAAGUGAAAAAUAAAUUUAACUAAUAUCUACACACACAUUAAUAAAGUACAAAUUCGAAUAACUUUAUUUAGCUUUCUAUGAACGAAAUUAAAAGCGGAAAUAAAUGGAUGACAAAUUAAUCAAGGUCAAGGAUUUAUCUAUAUUACUUUAGAAUGGUAUCGCCAGAAGAUAUCGAAGAAUUUAUAGAAAAAGCAUUAUUUAAAUUAACUGAAAAUUAUAUCCAACAAGGGGUUGUGAUAAAUGAUUUAAAAUCUAUUACUAUGACUGCUAAUGCAAAAAGUGCCAAGAAUCGUAGCUUCAGAACGCGUUCGAAGAAAUUGCUGGUGAUGUUAUUAAUGCCAUUUCUUUACGGCAUGUUCCAUAGAUAUGUUUACAAUAAUAUAAUUAAGAAUUUUCAAGGAACUCGAUGCUUACUACCGAACAAUUAUCUUAUAUGGGAGUUUACAAGACCGAUAACUAAUUGCGAUUACUGUCGCGAUAUCAAAGCGCCGCUAAUCUUGCCGAAUUUGACCAAAGAGGAAUUUCGCUUUUAUUCCUAUUCGUCCCGACCAAUGAUAAUAAAGAAUGCAGCCUAUGAUUGGCCUGCGCAUAAAGAAUUUACUUUGGAGUUUUUUCGGAACUUGUACGAGCGUAUCGAGGGUGCCUACGAGUCGAUAGAAGAGGAAUGUCAGUUUUUGCAUUUUAAAAGUAAUUUCGCAAAUCUGCGCGAGGUAUUUGCGAUGAGUGAAGGUCGAGCGUCACAUCGCGAGGGUGAAGAUCCUUGGUAUGUCGGCUGGAAAAAUUGCCAUCCACAAAUUCUAGAUACUAUGAAGCAAUUUUACAAUAUACCUCACUUUUUGCCGGAUGACGCGGAAAUUCCUUAUAGCAAUUACAUUUUCAUGGGCUAUGAGGAAGGUGCCGUUAUGCAUUUGGAUUAUAUAUCGAGACUCAUGUGGCAAGCUCAAGUAAUAGGUAGCAAAACGUGGACCGUGGCUCCAACACCGGAAUGCGAUAGCGAAUGUAAAUCUUUUAAAUUUUCCGUCAAUGUAACGGAUGUCGUACUGUUGGAUACGCGGAUUUGGUAUCACAGUACUCACAUCGAAAAUGGAAAUCUUAGUUUGACAGUCACCUCAGAGUAUGGAUAGAUUUUUAAAACUUUUUGCGCAUUCCAGAGUGUAAUCUAUAACGUACAAAAAUUG